AACAAUUGCUCACUAACAGCUAUCAUCAGCAAUCAUCAUAUGAUGGUUUAGAGAAUUUCCCUUACACAGGAGAACAGAGGCCCUGUGACUGGAUCAGGGUACUGUAACGAACGGAUUAAGACUAAAGCAAUUUUUUUAAAAAAAUCGUCAAAUAGAGAGUGGUAAAUGGGAACUAACAUGACACUGAGAUCAGAGUGGUAAUUGGAAAAGAGAAGUUAAUGAUAUAUGCCAACCGAUGCAAAAAAAAAGGCUGAAUAAAAAAGAGAUUUUGUUUAACACAAGAAUUAAUCUUGCAUGUCGUUGUAUUGCAAUCCUGUGUACUUUUCUACAUGCAAUGAAAAUGCAGUGACGUGAGGGAAUUGAAGUGAUUGAUGACUCGGGUGUCAACUAUCAGCGUGGGCUGCAAUUGACAAAAACUGUGCUGUUGUUAUUGCUGAUUUCCAAACCAUUACACAUCCUGUGUUCAGAGAUCUUCAUUCCAGGUUAAAAGAAUCAACAGCAACAAGCUCAAAGUUACGUGGAGAUGGAUGUGAUGCGUUUGGCUCUGAUAUAUUUUUAUCUCAGAAGAAGCAAAGCAUUAGAAGGUCCAAUUCAUAGAUGUCCUUUUUCUGGACCAACAAAAGUCUUCAGUCUUGAAGGUGAGCUUUCAGUUCUGAAAUGCAGACCAUGCAGUGCAUGGACUCCAGUCAUCUUGAGCAACCUACAAGAGCAUGGAUAUAAUAUCAUCUGGUUUAAAGGCACAGCAAAAGAAGGGGUGGAACUAUCCCCGGGAGAAACUGGCAGAAUUACUUUUGAAGGACCCUCUGUGAGGUUUUGGCCUGCAAUAGUUAAUGACACUGGAAACUACACUUGUUCUGUCUUCAAUGGAACUUAUCAUAUAAUAGAUUUGGAAAUAAUUUUGGAAGUUAGAUCCAUGAAUGAAGAGUGUUAUCAUGAAGCUUUUGUAAAUUCUGUCGAAGAAUGGAUUGGAUCAUCUUUUACAUUGUCCUGUUCAGACAUGGAGGAGAACAAAGACAAAGACAUGGUGUGGUACAAGGACUGUCUGACAAAGGUCCACACAGGAGCUUCAUAUACAAUUAACAAGCUGCAACAGGAAAAUGCUGGAUAUUACACUUGUAAAUAUUCUUUAGAAAAUGCUGGAAUUCUAUACAACAUUACAAGGACAUGGAAUUUGAUUGUGAACGGUACAGAUUUCAAUGAGCCCUUGAAACCGGAAUUAAUUUACCCUUUAGAUGAAGUACGCGUUGAAGUUGAAUUGGGUGAGCAAAGGAUAAUCGAAUGCAAAGUUAAAACUAACCACAGAGAUUCUGAAAACUUGUGGCUGAUGUUAUACUGGAUUUUUGACAAUAAUUUUGUUAACAAAUGUAGUGAAAAAGAAGUGGUCUGUGAAGAUUCUGUCAGGGAAAUAAUUGAAGAGAACAUAACAUUUGUUAUAAGACCACUCAUAUUCAACAAAAUCCAGUGGGAGCAUCUGAAUAAAAAUUUCAACUGCAUCUUUGAGUCUCCAGGAAUCAGUGCAAAUGGCCAAAUCAUUCUCCAGCUAAAAGGCAACAGUGAUGCAAUCGUUUAUUCAUUAAUUCCCAUCCUGGUUAUUUUCAUGUUGGUUUUAUAUGGAUGUUUCAAGAAUAAGAUUAUCGCUUGUUUUAACAAGUGCAUUGGCAGAGCUGCAACUACAAAAUGAGAGGUAACAUUAUGAAGUUGUGCAUUUUUAUUGGUACUGUGUGAUACAAUAACAAUGGUUCUAACAUUUCUACUGUAUAACUUCGGAGUCUCCCAAUAAUGCACCCAAUAUUUAAGUAUUUUUGAGUUUAACUAACUUUAAUAAAAAUUAAGUUUCAGUAAUUAUACAAUUCAGUGCCACUAAACUACUGAAUUUCAAUAAUGCUAACUUCCGUUGAUAUCCCUGAUAACUCAGUUUAUUGAAAACCUGACUUGGAACCAGAAGGUUCUGCGUUUAACCCUAUUUAGCCCAUUCACAAUCAUUAUAUCCUUUUGAGAUCAAUCCUGAAAGAAAACUGAACUGUGGGAGCCAAAUCUAUAAUGGGUCAGGCGAUCUGAGCAGGAUCAUUUACUAGUAAACUAAGCAUUUACUUUUUUUUAUCAUUAACUGACAACAUACCCUCAAGU
Molecule: messenger RNA, 2127 nt
Organism: Callorhinchus milii (elephant shark)
Lineage: Eukaryota; Metazoa; Chordata; Chondrichthyes; Chimaeriformes; Callorhinchidae
Product: interleukin-1 receptor type 2
Exons: 9
Coding region: 524-1681 (385 amino acids)
Molecular function (GO): interleukin-1 receptor activity
Source: RefSeq, a predicted model, not a curated record